This is a messenger RNA of Megalops cyprinoides (Indo-Pacific tarpon), 6793 nucleotides long. RefSeq names its product nuclear receptor binding SET domain protein 1b (gene nsd1b). The transcript has 24 exons. Bases 92 to 6793 code for a protein of 2233 amino acids. Gene Ontology annotation, molecular function: protein binding; histone H3K36 methyltransferase activity. The record is from RefSeq and is a predicted model, not a curated record. Lineage: Eukaryota; Metazoa; Chordata; Actinopteri; Elopiformes; Megalopidae. Gene Ontology annotation, cellular component: chromatin; nucleus. Gene Ontology annotation, biological process: regulation of DNA-templated transcription.
UUGGAAAAAAAUCACGUUUUAUGUCAAAAUUUGAUAUUGUUUCGGUUGUUUCUGUUGUGACCGAGAUAUAAAUGGAUGGAGCCAUGACAGCAUGAAUCAGUCGUAUGAACUGACAAUCAGGGAUGCCUUGGAGUGCUGCUCCAGUCCACUGGAGCUCCAGGCCACUGAUGGCCCCAUUGCUCCCUAUGGAAACAAGUACAGCUCUGAGGCUGGAGUAGAUUCAUGUACCAUGCAGCUGUCCACAGUACCUGCCUUCAAACCUGCAUCCACCUAUGUGUACAAUCAACAGGAGACCUCUUCUUCAUACAGUCCCCUGAGAAGGCUCCAGGACCUGACCUCUAUGGUGAGCAGACCUGAACUGGCUUUGCCAGAGAGGGACCUCCAGAGCCCAAGGAGAGAUCUGCACACGCCAAGCCCCAUGGGAAGGACUGACUUUGGGUCAGCCCUGGCCCAUGUAUCGCCUCCACCUUGCAACAGUGAGACAGGCACUUAUCUACCCAAUCAGGACUUGGAAAAGAACAGCUGCUUCUCGCUGCCCAGUCCGGACUAUUGUCUGGAGCACACCAGUACUAUUCCAAACGGCUACCUGCACUUUGAAUCAACUUUGUUCGAGAACGGGGAGGGCAAGGAGGAAAAUGAUGGCACUUCGCAUUUUGAACAUGGGUCAAAGACAGACAGAAGGAGAAAGGUUAGGGACACAGGCACUUCUUGCAGUCCAAGGGUGGACCCUCCUGCAGAUGCACAGGAAUCUGGUUUUUGCAGACUAAUGGCAAAAAACUUGGAAUUGGGCAUGCCUACAGACAAGCUUUCCCCAUGUCCCAGUGGCCUGGACGAUGUUCGAAUGGGCCACGGGGAGAUUUCGGAUGAAGAUUUGGGCAGUGACUGUGAGCCGCCCUCACUGGGGAGCAGCCCCUCUGGAUUUAGGACAGCCGUUUCUGGCAGUGACCCAUCCCAAAACACGGCUGACCUCAGUAUCGUCUCACCCAAUGGCCCUCAUGCCAAUACUCUUAACAGUCCGAAGAGGAAGCUUCCGGUGGCGAAGUACUCAGUGGGGGACAUUAUUUGGGCCAAGUUCAACCGCAGGCCCUGGUGGCCCUGUCAGGUGACCAGCGAGCCGAUGGAUGGAACCUGCUUCAGAAUAAAAGAUUUCAUUGACAGGCCUUGCCAUCAGUACUUUGUCAGGACGUUUGGAGAUAUCUUGGACCAGGCGUGGGUCCCUUCAAAAGCCACUCACACUUUUGAGGGGGGCUACCAGUUCGAAAAUCUGCCAGUACUUAGAAGAAGAGGGAGGCAAAAGGAUGAAAACUACAAGUAUUCGAUACCCAAGCGUUUCCUGGAGUCCUGGAAGGCCAGUGUACUGGAGGCAGAGGCAGUUCUUCCAGAGCCACUAAAGAAGGUCCUUCCAGAUGCCUCCACCGUGAAGAAGAGCUGCUUUGAUGGACCCAUGCCAGGGAAGGAGCAAAAGGUCUCGGCAGCUCCACCCGGCAACUCAGUAACCACAGCGUCCACCCAUGUGGAUCUCUCUGCAGUAGUCUCCAAGAAACCUUCCAAGGCAAAAGAAAGCAGUAAGAAGUGUCCACCAAUUAAGAAGAACUUCUCAAAGUCAGCUGACCUUGAAAAAGAGGGUUCUUUGACCAAAAAAAUAUCUAGCAAUGCUGAUGAGCGUAAAAAGGAGAUUGGAGACUGUCCGUAUUCCGACAUUGACUCUGUGCCAAGGAUUCUGUGUCCUAAAGCCAAUGAACGAUCCUGCAGACCCAACCAUAGUCAGUCAUCCUUGCCCCCUAAGAAAGACACGAGGAAGAUACCGGCACGCAAAAGUUUCAAAGGCCUGUGGUUUAACAGAGCUGGGAAAGGUUUCACUGGAGAUGCAGGCUCUGACUCUGACAAUAGUUCUUUUAGUGAGUCAUUAGUUCAACAUAUGAGUCCAAGUUUUACCAAGUCAAAACAUCAAGACUGCGGUCUUCCAGGACUGGACCAACAAGCCACAUCUCUCCCCGCCAGCAAUCGACUGAUGACAAGGGCCCUGAAAGCUAUGGAGGAGGCCAGUCUGAAAGAGAAGCUGCUGUCUAGCCAAAAUGCUGCAUCCCUUUUGCCAAACGGAGAGUCGGAGGAGGACACCCUGGUUUCAGCUAAAUCACUCCCUGAGCCGUCAGAGUCAGACUCGGACAGCCAUGCACAGUUAACAUCACCAAACGCUGCUAACAGUGACUUUACCAGUGAGACUAAAGCCUCAUCUGCACACAACUCUGCCACUUCCUCCCUGAAAGUCCCUGAAAGUAUAAAGGACAAGAGCCACAAUGGCCCACAGGUAAAGUCUGAAGGCGAGGAGUCCUCAGUCUACUGCAAGUUUGUGGAUUCUUCCGCCACUCAGGUCAAGAAAGAAUUUUGCCUGUCAGAUAUAUCCACUUGUUCCUCACCAGCAAAAUCGCCAAUGGAAGCCUUCCAAGAAGGGAAGGAGAUAUCCUUUCAGUCCCUUGCGGAUAAAGAGGACGGCUCUGGCAAGCCUGCCACCUUUCGGCCAGAUGCAAACUACAAGUUCAGUACCUUUUUGAUGCUGCUAAAGGACAUGCACGAUAGCCGAGAAAAAGACGGAAAGCCGUUAGUGCUGGAAGCAGGACCCUCCAGUGCUCUUAUCAAAGAGGAACCAUCUCUAUUGCCUCCUCUGCCAGGAGAGGAAUCGGCUGGUGAUGAGGCAACGGGUUCCGUAGCACAAAAUGGCGGAAAGGGCAAAGCACAGGCUUCAAAGUCUGCGCACACGAAACCCAAACGAGUGAGGCCCAGGCCAGACAGGCGGAAGGGAAACCUUAAAAGCGGAGGGGAUAGUAACAGCUUUGUUGUCACAAAAGACAAGCAGGCCACAAGCCCAUCUCAAAGUUCAAAAAAGCGGGCCAAAAAGAUCCGACCAUCAUCGGCUAAAAAAAGUGUUGUUACCAUACCUGUGGGACUGGCUGAGCACACUUACGGGAAGGAGGGUGCGCGUGGUCACGCUGAUGGGACAACGCCUGGAUUAGUGUCCCCUCUCUCGACUGGAGAGACGCCCCAUCUCCUAGAUGGCGCUCCUGAGGGUAACUUCACCAGAGUGGCUCCAAAGAAACGCUGGCAAAAGUUUGAGCAAACUGGGGAGUCGGCACAGAUAGAGGAGUAUGACAACUGUUUUAGGGUAGAGAAGCCCUUGACUGAGGUGCCUUCAAAGCUGGGGGAGGCUGGAAGGGACAGAAUGGUGUUUGGUCCAGACCCUUCCAGGUCCUCGCAACCAAAGAGGGGUGAUGACAAGCAGGCUGAAAGUAUUACUGCCAGUAUAAGUGAAGAGAAGGAAGUCUUUCCAGCACAUAAAGAAAGUAAACGCCUUAGGAAACCGAGCAAAAGACUCAUAGAAUGUACGGAAGAAUAUGAACAGUUUUUUUCCACCAAGAAGAAACCGAAGAAGCACUUGGAGUCUUCUGCAAAGGUGUCUCAGUCAAAUAACAGAAUGGCAGAACAUGGAGCAUCUGGGAAGAUAAGGCAAGACCCUCUGAACUCAGUACCAGAGCUGCAGACACCUCCCCCCGAAGAGCAGACUAAGGCUCCUGCAGAACCAGCACCACCAGUCACAGAACAAAAGUCACUCCAAGAUGACCAUGCCCCGCCCAUAGACACACUAACCCCACCCCCAGAGGCAGUCCCCUCCCCUUCUGAAGCAGGAUGUGUGACAGAUGUGGCCAAAAUGCAGCACAAUGCAGAAGCUGAGUGCCAGAGCAGGAAGAGACAGCGAAAGCCCACUAAGAAAAUUCUGGAGUGCUCCAUUGAAGCAGAGCCCAUAUCAAUCCCAAAGAAGAAGGAGUGUAGGCAGCCAGGUAAUUGGGCAGAGGAGGAGUCUGGAGGAGUCCAGGACUAUCGGGAAAAGCUGGAUGAGGUCAGGUCUGUGAAGAAGGAAGUGCCUCCUCUGUCCAGUUCUACAACAAAUGGGGCUCAUUCAGGCUCUGCACAGAAGAACAGGCGUCCCGCCGUGGCCGCCCAUGCACAGGCCAAGAAGCCCCCUGCUCCUGGGAGCCUGCAGGAGGUGCGAGACGAUGACUCCCCCACAGCUGGAGUUUUGGAUGCUGAUGCACAUGUGGACGGCAAGAGUACACUGGAUUCAGAGGAAUUUGCGUGCUACGAUGAUAGCUUGUCAUCGGUGAAGGAGGGGUCCUCGCCUGGCGAUGGAGGGCUCUCCACCAAUAAGAGACUGCCGAUGGAGAAAGGAGGCGCGGCCUCCAUGAAGGAGAAUGUGUGCCAGGUGUGUGAGAAGCCCGGGGAGCUGCUGCUCUGUGAGGGCCAGUGCUGUGGGGCGUUCCACCUGCAGUGCAUCGGCCUCUCCGAGAUGCCCCGGGGCAGGUUUGUCUGUCAGGAGUGCACCUCCGGUGUGCACACCUGCUUUGUGUGCAGAAACCCGGGGAAGGACGUGAGACGCUGCAUGAUUCCGGUGUGCGGGAAGUUUUACCACGGGGAGUGCAUCGCCAGGCACGCGCCGACGGUGCCCCUGCACAGGGGUUUCCGCUGCUCCCUCCACGUCUGUCUGUCCUGCUACAUCACCAACCCGGCCAACCCCUCCGUCUCCAAGGGCCGUCUGACCCGCUGCGUACGGUGCCCGGUGGCCUACCACGCCAAUGACUACUGCAUGGCCGCCGGCAGCGUCGUCCUGGCCAACAACAGCUUCCUGUGUCCCAACCACUUCACCCCUCGCAAGGGCUGCCGAAACCACGAGCACGUCAAUGUCAGCUGGUGCUUCGUUUGCUCCGAAGGGGGCAGUCUCCUGUGCUGUGAGUCGUGCCCUGCUGCUUUCCACCGCGAGUGUCUGAACAUCGAGAUGCCUGAGGGCAGCUGGUUCUGUAACGACUGUCGGGCUGGGAAGAAACCACAUUACAAGGAGGUGGUUUGGGUCAAAGUGGGCCGGUACAGAUGGUGGCCCGCAGAGGUCAGUCACCCUAAAAACAUUCCUGCCAACAUCCUACGCAUGAAGCAUGAGGUUGGGGAGUUCCCUGUGCACUUUUUUGGCUCCAACGACUACCUGUGGACCUAUCAGGCUCGGGUCUUCCCCUACAUGGAGGGAGAUGCCAACAGCAAAGACAAAAUGGGAAAGGGUGUGGACCCCACCUACAAGAAAGCUCUGCGGGAAGCAGCCAAAAGGUUUCAGGAACUGCAGGCAGAGAAAGAACUGAGGCAACUCCAGGAAGACAGAAGGAAUGAUAAGAAACCCCCUCCUUACAGACACAUAAAGGUGAACCGGCCGGUGGGCAAGGUGCAGAUCAUCACGGCCGACCUGUCAGAGAUCCCGCGCUGCAACUGCAAGGCGACGGACGAGAACCCGUGCGGCAUGGACUCGGAGUGCAUCAACCGCAUGCUGAUGUACGAGUGCCACCCGCAGGUGUGCCCGGCGGGCGAGCGCUGCCAGAACCAGUGCUUCACCAAGCGCCAGUACACCCAGGUGGAGAUCUUCCGCACACUGGCGCGGGGCUGGGGCCUGCGCGGCGCCUUCGACAUCAAAAAGGGUGAGUUUGUGAGCGAGUACGUGGGGGAGGUGAUUGACGAGGAGGAGUGCCGGGCGAGGAUCAAGCACGCGCAGGAAAACGACAUCUGCAACUUCUACAUGCUGACCCUGGACAAGGACCGGAUCAUCGAUGCCGGGCCCAAAGGGAACCAGGCCCGUUUCAUGAACCACAGCUGCCAGCCCAACUGCGAGACGCAGAAGUGGACGGUGAAUGGGGACACACGAGUGGGACUCUUCGCUCUGAUGGACAUCCCUGCAGGCACAGAGUUCACCUUUAACUAUAACCUGGAGUGCCUGGGCAACGGAAGGACCGUGUGCAAGUGUGGGGCUCCCAACUGUAGCGGCUUCCUGGGAGUCAGGCCAAAGAACCAGCCGUCCUCAGACGACAAAUCCCGCAAGCAGAAGAAGAAGGUUCCCAUGAAGCGCAAGAGCGUGCUGGAGGUGACCAAGGAGCGCGAGGACGAGUGCUUCAGCUGCGGGGACGGGGGACAGCUCGUGUCCUGCAAGAAGCCCGGCUGCCCCAAGGUGUACCACGCCGACUGCCUCAACCUGACCAAGCGGCCCGCAGGGCGCUGGGAGUGCCCGUGGCACCAGUGCGACGUGUGCGGGAAGGAGGCGGCCUCCUUCUGCGAGAUGUGCCCCAGCUCCUACUGCGCGCGGCACCGGGACAGCAUGCUCUUCAUCUCCAAGCUGGACGGCCGGCUCUCCUGCAGCGAGCAUGACCCCUGUGGGCCCGACCCGCUGGAGCCCGGCGAGGUCCGUGAGUACCGCCCCGCCCCCGCGCCGGGUGCCACGGCGACCAACGGGGGGAGCGCGGCCGGGACGGAGCCCGUCGCCGCCGGCGCCCCGUCCGAGGCCCCGUCCCAGCCCAGGUCCGCAUCUACCCCCCUCGCCCCCAGCUCCGCCCCCUCGCCUCGUUCGGGGGCCUCUUGCGGCGCGAAAGGGAUCGACGUCACCCAGAACACCCCUUACUCUCCGGUCUCCUCGUACGAGGACGGCAAAGAGGAAGAUGAGGAUGCUGAGGAGGAGGAAGAACGUGGAAGGGUGGAAGGGGAUUUGGGUGAAGGAGAGUUCGAGGAAGGUGAAGUGAAGGGGCUUGCGGAUGAGGGUGAGUUCGAUGAAGUUGAAGUGAAGGGGAUUGCCGAUGAGGGCGUGGUGCUGGACCUGGGAGAUGAGGAGGAGGAGAUGGAGGCGGGGGAGGUGGAGGAACCGGAUGAGUAUGGAGAGGUGGAGCAGGGGGAGGUUGAGGAGGAGGACCGGGAGGGACGAGGAAAGAGGGGUAAAUGA